Molecule: messenger RNA, 1719 nt
Organism: Effrenium voratum
Lineage: Eukaryota; Dinophyceae; Suessiales; Symbiodiniaceae
Source: the annotation of a GenBank genome assembly
AUGGGAGGAAAGGACAUCAAGGUGGCAGACCGCACGCCAAUUGAGGGCAUGGCCCACGUGCGCGGCCCGUCCGCGCCGCCGCUUCUCGAGUUGACGAUACCGGAACUUCUGGCCGGCACGGCUGCCGAACAUGGCCACCGGGAGGCCGCCAUUUUCCAUGCCGAAGGCGUGCGCUGGACCUAUGCCGAAUUCGCGCGCCGGGUCGACAGGCUUGCCGGCGGACUGCUGCGGCUGGGUGUGCGAAAGGGCGACCGUGUCGGCAUCUGGUCACCGAACAACAGCGCCUGGCUGCUGACCCAGUUCGCCACUGCGCGGAUCGGCGCCAUCCUAGUCUGCGUCAAUCCGGCCUAUCGCCCCUACGAGCUGGAAUAUGCGCUCAACAAGGUCGGGUGCAGCACGCUCAUCACCGCACCUCGCUUCAAGACGUCCGACUACGUCGCGAUGCUCAACGAACUCGCCCCCGAACUGGCUACCUCCGAGCCGGGCAAACUGUCGGCCGCCGGCCUGCCGGAACUCAAAAGGGUCGUCGCCAUUGGCGGGACAACGCCGGCCGGCAUGUUCGGCUUUGAUGCCGUCUGCGGCAUGGGUGACGACACCGCGCAAGCCGACCUUGACCAGAUCGGCGCCGGCAUCCGCAAUACCGACCCGAUCAACAUCCAGUUCACGUCGGGAACCACGGGACGGCCCAAAGGCGCCUGCCUCAGCCAUCGCAACAUCGUCAACAACGCCGCCAACGUCACGUCCACGCUCGGCCUUGGCGCCGACGACCGGUUAUGCAUUCCGGUGCCGUUCUACCAUUGCUUCGGCAUGGUCAUGGGCACGCUGGGAUGCGUCACCAAGGGCGCGGCAAUGGUUGUUCCGGGCGAAGGCUUCGACCCCGAGGAAACCCUGGCGACCAUCUCGGCCGAGCGCUGCACGGCGCUUUACGGCGUGCCGACCAUGUUCGUCGCCGAGCUCGGCGUGCCCGAUCUCGACCGGUACGAUCUGAGCCAUCUGCGCACGGGCAUCAUGGCCGGCGCCUCGUGCCCGAUCGAGGUGAUGAAGCAGGUUCAGUCGAAGAUGAACAUGGAACAGGUGACGAUCGCCUACGGCAUGACGGAGACCUCGCCCGUCUCGUUCCAGUCCGACACCGACGAUCCCAUCGACAAGCGCGUCAGCACGGUCGGGCGAAUCCACCCCCAUGUGGAAUGCAAGGUCAUCGAUGCCGACGGCCGCACGGUGCAGCCCGGCGUGCAGGGCGAGCUUCUCACGCGCGGAUACUCGGUCAUGCAGGGCUACUGGGAUGAUGACGAUCGCACGGCCGAGGUCCUCAUCGACGGGUGGAUGCACACCGGCGAUCUGGCGACGAUCGAUGCCGAGGGCUACUGCCGCAUAACCGGUAGGGUCAAGGACAUGAUCCUGCGCGGCGGCGAAAACGUCUACCCGAGCGAGGUCGAGGCGUUUUUGUACACCCAUCCGGACAUUGCCCAGGCACAGGUCUUCGGCAUUCCCGAUCCGCACCUGGGAGAGCUGGUCUGCGCAUGGGUCGUCCCGCGUGCGGGCGCGAUGCUCUCCGAGGAGGAUGUGGGCGCCUUUUGCCGCCAGUCCAUCGCCCAUUUCAAGGUGCCGGCCCAUGUCCGGAUCAAGGACACGCUGCCCAUGACCGUAACCGGAAAACCCCAGAAGUUCAUCAUGCGCCAGCAAAUGGUGGAGGAACUGGAACCGGCCGACCCGGGAUAG